AUGUCAGAUAAAUUUAUUUCACAUAAUUUACGUGAUAUUGAUGAUACAUUAAAUGAUCGUGAACCAUAUCAACAACAAACAUGGACACGAACAGCAAUUAAAGCAAAAGAAAAUGUUGAAUUACGUCAAAAAUUUCCACCAUUUGUCGUACCAACAGCUUUUUAUCAAAUUGUCCAUAAUGUACUCAAAUUUACCAUCGAUACAGAAUCAGAAAGAUCAAAUCAUCAAUUGGCAUUAAUACAAAUACAAACUAUACCAUCUCGAUUACCAUUAUUAGUGAUAUUAAUUGAAUUACAACAUCUUCCAACUAAUAAUUUACCUACGUAUGUUAAAAUUAAAGAAUUUUUUUCAUUAGUAUUUAGAUCUGGAAAUAAAUUGUACUCGUGGGAUGAUAUGAACAAAGAAUUAGAGCCAAUACAAGAUUAUCAUUUAUUUAAUUGGCCAACAACAGCAUUAUUAAUUGACAUACAAUUGUAUUUCCCAGAUUGGUAUGAGUGGGCACUGGCUCAUUGUGAGUCAUGUCGCCUGAAUCAUAAUCGUCAUUAUGAUGGUAUUAAUUAUGAUGAUGUUCCUACACAAAAUUAUUCAUCAUCAAAAAAUGUUUGUCAUGAACAAAGUCCAUAUCGUCCAGUUGAAAAAUGGUCUCUUCAGAAGGCCUUGAUUUAUGCAGCACAUAUGUUCAUCGACAAAUCAAGUACAGUUAAUAAUUGGGCUGCAGGUUUAACACCAAAUAAUUCAACAUUAUCAUAUGGUCGAAGAAAAAAAAUGAUUAAUUAUGCUAUAUACGAUUGUUUUUCAACAACAUAUCUUAUUCGACCAUAUUUACAUCAUUUAAAUCAUUACCAUUACCAACAAUUAAUCCAACAAAUAAAAAAAAUAAUAAAAAAAAAUAUUAAUUUACAAAAACUAUUUAAUUUCAAUGAUGAUGAUUUACAACCGGUAUCAGAUGAUGAUGAAAUUUAUCUUAAUCAACUCAUUGAACCAGUUACGAAUGAACAACCUGGAAAUGAAACAAUCUCAAAUGAUGAACAAGAAUUUACUGGUCAAAAUGUGGUCAAUGAUGUUGAAUUAAUUAGUGACGAAGAUGAUGAAAUUAUAAUUGAUAAUAAUCAAGAAGGUCAACCAGCUGAAGAAAAUGAUAAUGAUGAAAUUCCACCAGCUGCAGUUGUUGAAGAAAAAUUACCAACAACAAAACGUAACAGACCUCACCGACAACGAUCAAUGGCAUCACGACAACGAAGAAAUAGAAAACGAAAUAACACCCAUCGAAAACGUCGUUACCAGCAUUACAUUACUCGUUCGAUGUAUUAUAAAUUUACUAAGUCAUCAAUCAGAAAAAUUCUAAAACAACAUCAUUUCAACUAUGUACACGUCAAGGUGGUUGAUGGCAUAGUAAUUAUUGGUGUAAAGAACGCCUUGAUCCAACAACAGUACCAAGAUCAAAUACCAGAAGACAUAUUUGAUCGAAAACAUUAUCAAAAUUACCAACAUCAUCAUCAACAUCGUUAUCAACAUCAUCAUCAACACAAUCAUCAACAUCGUCAUUACCAUCAUCAUGAAUAA
Messenger RNA from Rotaria sp. Silwood2, 1563 nucleotides. NCBI's taxonomy places the organism in Eukaryota, Metazoa, Rotifera, Eurotatoria, Philodinida, Philodinidae. The record is from the annotation of a GenBank genome assembly.